UCUUUCCCAGACUCCCAAAAAUUCUCAACCACUUCGCUGUUCGAUAAUUACCAUCGAUAAUCGAGAUCGCUCGACAAGAAGGGAACUCAACAACGAUUCGUACCCUGAGCGUUCCUUUCGGGAACCUAACGUGUAUCAGUGAACCGCGAGAAUCCGAGAUUUGUGCGAAACGUUUCGAGAAAAGUAGGUCGUGGUUCUCCCACGGAAAACCGAUCCCCACCGAAGUUCGUCCCGUCGUCCAGGAGUCCGUCAGUGGUGCAUCGUACGCGUCUUCGAGAAGAUACAACUUGCUCUCGAGACACCUCGAGAGCGAACAUCUGACACCCCGUGAUUGACAGGUGGAAGUCGAAAGGGAAGCUGAUAGAGAAGAGGAAGCCUGUGAUAAAGAAUGCCCGGCGCCGGUGGUCAACCACCGCAGAGGACCACCUUUAGGCCGCCUUGGGUCAAAGAUGGUCCUACACCUUUACCAAUGCCCAGUGCACCCUGGACUCUCAACUCCAGGAGAGACUCGAAACCCCAAGUCGAGGACGCUCCUGCGUUUACAAAAGUUACUCUCAAAAGUGUACCGAAAGUAGAAGCGAAGCCCGCGGCGGAAGCACAGCCACGUAAACAGAGCAAGAUCACGAUAAUCCCGGCGCAGCCGAAAAGCGAGAAGAAUACGAGCAGUCAGCCGGCACCGACGAAGCUCCGCGAGAAUGGACGACAAGAGCCAAAUUCGAGGCCACAGCUCGAACGACAGGUUCGAAUCGAGAGGUCUCGAUCUCGAGGUGACACAAUACCUCUCUCCAAGAGUGAGAGCACCACAGGCGCGCCGACAUUAUCGAAAAGCUCUUCGAGGGCAGCGAUCCCGCCACCGCCACCUCCGAGACCGCCGCCACCGCCCCCGGGAAGAACGAUUCUGAAGGAUCUUCCGCCGUUGAACGUCAACCAGCAACAGAAACUGGAGAUGUUGAAGCAAAGGCCACGGAAACGCCCCGACUGGGCGAGCAUGAUGAAGGAAGUCGAGAGCGGAAAGAGAUUGAGGCACGUGAAAUGCAACGAUAGGAGCGCGCCGUUGAUCGAGCGGGUGAACAAGGUUACAGCUGAUCCAGCAGGGAAGGCACACUUUGUGUUCGAAUCUGAAAAGUCGAACAUGCAUAACCAAUUGCUGCAGCAGAUUCAACAGGGUGUAUCGUUAAAGAAAGUGCAGACUAACGAUCGGUCGAAACCGAUGCUGCAAGGUCUCAGGAAGUUCAGAAGGCAACUAACGAUAGAGGAACAAAUGCAAAAAGCUGAUGAACCUACCGAUGAGUCUGUCUCAGACGAAAUGGACGAUAUCGAUGCCGUAAGGGAUGAUUUGCAGAGUACCAAGCAAAUGCUUGCUCUUGAACUUAGAAAUAAGGAAGCUUUAGAGAGAGAUAAUAAGAGAUUACAAGCGAGAAUUUUAAAUCUGGAAGCUGAGGUCGAACGCGCGAAGUCGCAGAAGAGCGUGCAAGAGCAAAGAAAGUUUGACGAGAAGAUAACGGAAUCUUUGAAGAAGGAGGCUGAACAUGCUAGGAAGGACGCGGAGAAGUUUGAGAAGGAAUAUAUUUCCGCCACAGAGGAGAGGGACAGAUACAAGAAUGAAUUGGAAGAGGUGAAGAGGAUGUAUGCUACCUUGGAGAGACGCAUGAAAGCUGGAAUGGCACUUGCUGGUUGCCCAAGUGCAAAAGAUGUAGCAAAAAUUGCAUCCCAGAAAAGUGUAGAUAAGAGAGAACCUAGCGAGAGUGAAGAAGAGGAAGAGGAGGAAGAAGAAAGCUCAGAGGAAGAAGAUGAAGGUCCAAAAGCAGAGAAAAGAUUGCAGAGGGAAAUCAAACUUUUAACAACCAAAAUAAGAAAUUUCAAGGAUAAAGCAACUAAUGCCAGAAAAGAAAGGCAUGCGCUGAAAGAACAGAUCAAACAGCAGCAGAAAUUAUUAAAAGAUGAAAAGAAGAAGUACAAACAUCUUCAGAAAGAAGUUGACAAGAUGGCCAAAUUAAUGUCGGAAAGUGAAGAGGAUGAAAAGGAAGAGGAAGAAGAAGAAGAGACAGAAUCAGAAGAAUCUGAAUCUGAGGAAUCUGAAGAAGAAGAGGAAACCGAAACAGAAGAUGAAGAUGAAUCUUUGGAUGGUCAAAGAGACAGUUUACAGAAACAAGCUAAGAGACAUGAAGGACGUUUGGCUGCAUUGAAGAAGGGUAACUAUUUGCUUAAGGCACAGGUUGAUAGACUGAAAGAUGAUUUAGUGAAGCAGCGAGAGGAGAGUCUCUCUCUCCAAGAAGAUCUUGACUCUGUGUUAGCUGAAUUAGGUUAAGUUAAUGUAAAAACGGAUUCAGAAUUAUUAUGGACAAUUGUAUACAUACACAUAUAAGUAUUAAAUAUGAAAAAUAUAGAAAAUGUUAUAUCUGAAAACUUGAA
Molecule: messenger RNA, 2412 nt
Organism: Ceratina calcarata
Lineage: Eukaryota; Metazoa; Arthropoda; Insecta; Hymenoptera; Apidae
Product: glutamic acid-rich protein
Exons: 8
Coding region: 389-2308 (639 amino acids)
Molecular function (GO): actin binding
Source: RefSeq, a predicted model, not a curated record